Molecule: messenger RNA, 1732 nt
Organism: Portunus trituberculatus (swimming crab)
Lineage: Eukaryota; Metazoa; Arthropoda; Malacostraca; Decapoda; Portunidae
Exons: 3
Coding region: 422-751 (109 amino acids)
Source: RefSeq, a predicted model, not a curated record
GAAAUUCGUCUGCUAGCGUAGAAAUAUUGUGACAUCUGGCAUCUGAUCGUGGAAUACAUUUCUACAUCCACACCCUUCCAAGAAUCAGUGUCACUUUGGAAAGAAAUAUGUACUAAAAUGUUGGAAAGAGUCAUGGUAGUAUUUUUUAAUAUAUGCAGAAUUAUGACAACAAUGUUUCUUUCAUUAUAUUAGCAUACGUUUCUCCUAUAGUAUGGCGUGUAAAUUUCCACGUAAAUGUGGAAUAAUUUCCACAUUUGAAACGAUGCUGUUGGUGGCAACACUCCUAUUCUACGUUGUUGUGUAGAUAACCCGGCAACCCUGACUGUGACAGCACUACUCAACACACCAGCUGAGAGCUGGCUGGCGGAGAAAGACGACGGACAGCAGGGUAAAACGAUCCAAGCUGAAAACGUUACAAGUGAUGAUGAAUUGUAUCUUGACAUUAAGCAAAGGAACUCGUUUUAGCCAUCAACAUUUGGUGGCUAUGAGAGAUGGAUUUCUAAAAAGUGCAUACUCUAGGAUGACGCUACUCGGAAGCAGCAGCUCUGUUCCUUUAUUGAUAUCAAGAGGUUUUGCAGAUAAAGAUAGGGAAACAAAAUGUGCUCGGAAUGUCAACAUAAUUGAGGCAUCACUCAUGCCUCAGUUUGGCUGCCUCAGCCACCUCACUCACACCCAAGACACCAUGAUGGCAAGAUGCAGAACAGUGAAUAAGGUAAACAUCUUAUUUUGUAGUUUAUACCAAAUGUCAUAGUGCCAAGUUGAUUGUACGUAUUUGUAUCAUAUAACUUGUGUAAUAUUCUAAAAGUGUUUUAUACCAGUGAAUAAUGUUAUUAUUUUAGAAGUUGAGUGAGAACUUUGUUCACAGUUCUUAGGGUCAAGCUUUCAUCAAUAAACUUGUCAGAGGGAAAUACUGCUUUUCUUCCAUCCUAUGAUGAUGGCUGUAAUCAGUAAAAACAGACCACCUUUUGAGUCAUUAGAGAACCUGGACGCAGCUACAAUAACCAUUUGGUUGCAAUGUGAGCAAUAUUAUUUAUUUAUGUAUCUAUUUACUUACUUAUUUUUUACCUGGAACAAAUGAAUUAAUUUCCCAUUGAUUUUAAUUGGAAAUUAAUAUGUGGCAUGUGCCUAGAUUGGAUUAUAGCUUGAGUCAUGGAACAGAGGAAAGACAUGUCAUAUUUGAUGGCUUAUAAUAUCCGCAUUAAGAAAAAAAAAAAGAAAAGAAAAAGAAAAAAAAAAUGGUCUCAAAAUGAGCCUGUCAUAUAAAGCCAAGGUUGAGCUUUGAGGCAGUGAUUAGUGUUGAGUCUAUGGCAACUGUGGGUUCUUAAAUCAAACCUCAAACAUUUUUGCACUUGUUAGACAAAGUGAUGAUUGCUUAUAGACAACAAAAAACAUUUUCUUGUUUUUAUUUACUUAUUUAUUUUUUUUACAAGGUGACAAUGUGUAACAAGUUGCACUUAUUGAUAUUUCACAUACAAUGACACCAGUCAGCAAGAAAUAACCUACGUGAUGAUGCUUACAUUGCAUGUACCUAAACAGAUUUGUUUUUGGUUACACAUCUGGUGAUAUUCAUAAGAUUCACUACAUUCCUUAGUAUGAUGCCAUUAUGCCUUGAAGUAUUUCCAUUUUCACACAUCCUUAUAUAUCCUUAUAUAUGUGCUGAAAUAUUACAACUAGAAUUUUGUGUAGAAUGAUAACUAAUUAUUAAAUGUAAUAUUCUCUCUCUCUCUCUCUC